CUCGUGUCGGUUCCUCGCCGUGCCCUCGUUGCGUUGGACAACAUCCCCAUCCCCACACCCACCAUGCUUGGCCGCCUCGUUCCCGUUUUGCGUCAAGCUACUCGCGGCGUGAUGGCUGUGCGCCAGGCCCCCUUGGCUGCGCGCACGCUGUCACAGGCCCGCCCCAGCUUUGACCGCCUGCGCCUUCUGGACAUGAUUGAACAGGAGAUUCAGGAUGAACAGACCAACGGUGUCGCAGCCGAAAUUCCGGCAGUGUACGGCGACUUUCAGAUUAGCCAUGUGGCCGGCACUCCUCAAGUCAAGCUCACGGCUAACAAGGACGGUGACAAGGUCACGGUUCUGCUCAACAUUAACGAAUGCCCCAUGGAGGAAGCCUCGGAGGGUGAUGAGGACAGCGAGUCCGUCCCCGCGCCUCACUUCAGCGUCGAGAUUGAGAACGGCAAGAGCCUUACCAUGGUCAUGGACUGCAGCAUCGAGUCCUCUGGUGAUUUGGUCAUUACGCGCGCCGGUUUCCACAACAAGGGCGUGUCUGCCGCUGACCGCUACGACAAGGUCUACAUGAACGAGGUUGACUUCUUGUCCGAUGAGCUGUACACCAGCAUGAUUGAGUACCUUGAUGAGAAGGGCAUUGACGGCGACAUGUACUCUUUCAUUGAAGGCCUUGUGGCUGAUAAGGAAUACUCCGAGUACCUCAAGUGGCUGAAUGACGCAAAGAGCUUCCUCUCGCGCUAAACUACCGACCUCCAACCUGAAACAAGAUGGUGAUCUCGCUCGCUGCCCGAGGAGCAGCUGGGCCCAUCCUUGCCAGGAUCAUUUAUUAGCAUCAAAGUACUGAAGAGCAAAAAAACAAAACAAGUAACAAGAUCUCACCAGCGGCCCUGCUCCUUAUUAAAAAGAAAUUCCGUUUGCUUAGACUCGGAAGAGCCGUAAUUGUGUGGCAAGAAUCGAUUUUUUUUUUUUUUUU
Molecule: messenger RNA, 964 nt
Organism: Monosiga brevicollis MX1
Lineage: Eukaryota; Choanoflagellata; Craspedida; Salpingoecidae
Exons: 7
Coding region: 64-732 (222 amino acids)
Biological process (GO): cytosolic ribosome assembly
Cellular component (GO): mitochondrial matrix
Source: RefSeq, a predicted model, not a curated record